AUGUGGAGUGUCUGCGUCUCGGCACGAUGUCACGGCGUCUUCCCCCGGUUAACCGUGAGCGCGCUCUGCAAAGGAGGCUGGAGAGCAUCGAGUGGGGCAGCCAAGGAUCGUGAACCUCUGAAGAAACCAAAUACCCCUCAGGGUCGCUUUGACCAAGCAGAGAAGGUGGACCAGGUCUUGGAGAAGUUUCCUGAGGAUAUAAAUCCUGCCACCAAGGAGAAGGGUGGCCCACGCGGCCUGGAACCCACCCGCUAUGGAGACUGGGAGCGGAAGGGCCGCUGUUGUGCACUGUACCGGGCGGAGAGGAACCACGGGGGCCUGAGGACCGACACUUCGGUUUCUCAGGCUGAUGGACGUGAGGGAAAGAUCUCUGCAGUCCAGCUCCUCACGGGUCAUCAGUACAGAGUGAGACGUCCAUUGUUCACUCCUCAGCAUACUUCCAUUCUAAAGAAAACUCAUGUGGCAGACAGAACAUUACAGAAGGAUACACACACUGUGGAUGACAACCUGACUGCGAUGAGGCCCCUGCUCAGCCCCCAGACAAAUCUCUCUCCAUCAGGCAAGCUGAGCACGAUUGCUUUCCUCCCCAGCUGCAGUACUCCUGAGCUCAAACUCUACUCAGACCCUGUCCCACUGCCCUACCCCCUGAGCUCCCCUAUCAGACCCCCACUGUGUUCCCCGGUGCUGCACCCCAGGUACAGCCCUCUCUCCGGUCUCAGAAGGACACAACCUCUCGAGGGCACCUCUAGUACCUCAUAUCAGGCUGAAUACUGGGCCUGUGCCAUUCCCAAAGACCCCCCGCCCUCACCGUCUGGAGCAGACCCUCACCAAGACUACGAGGCUCUGCUGGACUACACCUACCCUUUGAGACCUCAGGCUGGGGAAUGGACCUUCCAAGACUCAGGGAUUGAAGUGGAUCACCUCUCCACAGGCCUGUCUGAGCUCAACCUGUCCUUUGGAGCCAAACAUCAUCCAAAGGACCCUCUAUGUUUAAGUCCAGACUUGAUAGAUAGCAUGCCGCAUUUCUCCACAACAGACCGUGUAUUAUCAGUGGAGGACCUGAAGUGGAGUCCUCAGAGAGACACAGCUGUGCCCUCCAUCUCUGCCUCACUCAUAACUCUGCCUUGGGACAGAGGGUUUCAAGACGACGAGGAGUUCAGACCCCUCCCAGAGAAGCUAGAACUGCUCCAGCAGCUGUCACAGCAGGUUUAUGAGGCAGCCGCUCUUCUACACCCUGCACACCGCUACUCCUCUACGGGACAGGAUGCUUUUGACGCCACAGACGGGAACCUCAAAAAAGAGGACAAACUAUGUACUGCAGUUUUAGAUAUGGGGGACUCUGUGAGUGGACCAGAGGAGCACAGCUCACUCAUGGAGCACAUCAGUGUGUUCUGCAGUCACCUGGAGCAGCUCGUCCGCUGGCUUUACGUCGCCUCACAGAAGAUCGAGCACCUGGUUCCACCCACUGUGGACAUUCACAGUGUCAAGUCCUCUCUGGCUCAGUACCAGACUUUUCACCGAGACGUGAACAGCCACAUGCCCCUGACUUCCAGCGUUCUACAGACCGGACGCCUCCUGCUCAGCUGCAUCCAUAGCACCUCCCCAGUGCUCAGAGACACCUUGCUGCUGAUUGAAAGCCAGUCCAGACUUCUGGAGACGCAUACAGAGGACUUCUUCUCUUCCAUCCUCGCUGCAAUGGACAGCCUGACUCAACCUGCACCAACGGCACCAGACAGGGAGCCUGAAGCCCAGAGCCGUGUGGCAUAA
Molecule: messenger RNA, 1767 nt
Organism: Knipowitschia caucasica
Lineage: Eukaryota; Metazoa; Chordata; Actinopteri; Gobiiformes; Gobiidae
Source: the annotation of a GenBank genome assembly